Strongylocentrotus purpuratus (purple sea urchin) is the source of this 1833-nucleotide messenger RNA. Its product is annotated as 1-deoxyxylulose-5-phosphate synthase YajO. The transcript has 8 exons. Gene Ontology annotation, molecular function: oxidoreductase activity. The record is from RefSeq and is a predicted model, not a curated record. Lineage: Eukaryota; Metazoa; Echinodermata; Echinoidea; Camarodonta; Strongylocentrotidae. The coding region runs from base 99 to 1175 and encodes 358 amino acids.
GACGAGCAUAGCGCAUCGACAGACGCUUGCAAAUUUGACCGAGUGUUUAAUUUUUGUUGAGGGUUUAUAAACGACCAUUCUACCCGGAUUUGAUUAUCAUGGCUGUCCAAUAUCGGUACCUCGGUGGAACAGGAGUGAAAGUGUCCAAUAUCUGCCUUGGAACUAUGACGUUUGGGCAAAGCAAGAAUCCAAACAGACCUGGGCAAUGUGAUGAAGCAGCAGCUCAUAAGAUCAUGGACCGCUUCGCAGAGCUUGGAGGAAACUUUAUAGACACCGCUAAUGUCUAUGUAAUGGGCGUCUCUGAAUCCAUCGUGGGUAGCUGGUUGGCAAAGAGAAAGAGAGAAGACUUUGUGCUGGCAACUAAGGGUCGUUUUCAAAUGGAUUCCAACAAUCAGAACUCUGGAGGACUGAGUCGUAAGAACAUCACCUGGAGUGUGGAGGAAAGUCUGAAAAGGCUUAGGACCGAUUACAUUGAUCUGUACCAGAUUCAUGCCUGGGACCCUGCCACACCCAUCGAGGAGACGGUUCGUACCCUGGAUGACCUGGUGAGAGCCGGUAAGAUCCGCUACGUGGGGGCCAGCAACGUGACUGGAUGGCAGAUGCAGAAGAUCAUGGAUCUGUGUCAGUACAAGGGGUUCAACAGAUGGAUAACUCUACAGGCCCAGUACAGUCUUCUAAACCGAGAGUUAGAAUGGGAGUUGAUAGACUGCUGUAAGAAUGAAGGCCUUGGUAUUCUACCGUGGAGUCCGCUAAAAGGCGGUUGGCUAACGGGUAAAAUGAAUAGAGAAUCCGCACCGGAAGGGAGUAGGGUGGCGUUCGUUGAGACCAGGCCAGACAUGGCUAAGCAGAGCCAUCCCUCCUUCUCAGAAUUUGCAGGCGAAGAGAGAGUGUGGACUCUGCUCGACAUUAUGAAGUCGAUUGCAGAUGAACAAGGCAAGACUGUUAGCCAGGUGGCUAUUCGGUGGCUGCUACAGAAAGAAGCUGUAUGCUCCGUCAUCAUCGGCGUGAAGACGUUGGAACAGCUCAACAUCAACAUGGGCGCAUCCUCGGGAUGGGAGCUCACCGACCAACAGAUGGAGCGUUUGAAUGAGGCCAGUGCAGUAGCACUUCCAUACCCCUACAGCAUGCUAAAAAGAGUAGGCAAGGACCGUUUCCGGAGCGACUGGUGCCAGUAGAACAGAUGAGCUUCGACGCUGUAACGGUGACAAAGAAUUUGUUCCUCCCCUUUCAUCUUAAGGCACAUAUGUAUUGUACAAUAAGCCAUUAUUUUCACAAUUUGAUGAAUUAUAGUGAUUGCGAAUGUAAUAACAUGUGAAGAAGAGCUGGCUAUGCAUGUGUGAGUACUAUACAAUACUGUAUGAGCUAUUAUUGCCACGAAUUUGGGGAAUUAUAGGGAUCACAUAUUCAGUAAUAUUGAGCAUGAGCUAAAGAAUGACUUUUGUGUGAAUACAUAUUAUAUAUAGCUGUGUUUCUGCUCAACAACUCAGUACUAGCAAUUACUCUGAGUCACUCAGCACUUUGCCAUGACCCCUUUUUACAAAACUUGUCAUCAGUGACAAACGACAGUUUUUGUUAUAAGCUAGUGAAAUCCUUGCUUCUGAUUGGUUAUCAGCAGAUUUGUCACUGACUUUUGUCAUUUGUCAUUGAAAAAAGGCUUUGUGAAACAGGUCCCGGGUGUCUUGCUGCAGACAUCCAAAGGACAAGUUGUCUCUACAGAGCCAGAAGGACGUUCAGUCUGUAUCAAAGUGUAUGAGUUAACGCCCUUCUGACUCAAAACAGACAUAUGAAACUUCACUGCCAUUUCUUUAUAAAGCCUGAGAUGUUAAUAAUAAU